AAAAUAGGAGAUUAACACUUGCACAAGUUAAAAAAAGAAAAAUAGAUCUUUCUCUUCUCUCCUCUAUAUUCUUAACUCUCAUAAUUUUCUUUUUGGUUUGUUUUGUAGCGAAGUGCAGCAGUGUUUCAACUGCCAAACACAAGAAAUACAUUCGCACCCUUACCAACUACCCGUUGCAUCUGUAUCGACUUGACAUCUUGAAGAAAUUCAUUGGAGUGUCUGUGGAAAAAAUCACUUCUUUUGUGCAUAGAAUCAAACACCUGGUGGGCAAUAGCAAAAGAAGGAAACCAUGGAUGUUGAUUCACAGCAGACAAUGGAGGAAACUAUCCUGGUGGGUGAUGAUCUGAUGAUGGGCCCGCCAUCACCUCUCAUUCCACCUGAGAUAGCGUCUCAUGUACUCGAAGGUGUUGAUCUCUGCGACGGAAUCUUGAGGAAUCUGUUCCUUUGCUUACAAAUCAAUGAUAUUGAGCCAUUCUGUCAGGAUGAGAUUGCUUUGUAUCGGCAAUGUGCAGAGAGAAGGGAUAAGGAGCUUAGGCAACGCCUUCAAGAUAGUGAACAGAAAUUAGGAUUGUCAAUGCCUCUAGAUCAAGCAAAAGAUCGAGCCACUCAACUAGAAUCAGAAGUCACAUUACUGGAGAGGCGCUUGAUUUUGGCAAGUGGAGCUGAAGGUAUGGAUGGUUUUCGGCAGCGAUGGAGUCUACAUGGUCGCCUAACUGAUACCAAGAAAAGGCUGGAGGCCCUGAAGGGGGGAAUGGAGAACAGGAAGAAGGAUGAGCCAGCUGAAAUUGAACCUGCCAAGAAAAGAUGGUUCUUCUGGUGAAAACAAUGGUUACAUGGUCGUAUAUAUUACUACCAUCACAUUCAAUAAUUUAUUAUGUUUUAUUGCAUUUUAUUCCUUUCUUGCACCUUGUUUCUAUCCUUUUUUUUGAAGGGGAAUUUGAUCUUUUUUUACUGGUAAAGAACCCCACGCUUAAGUAUGUAUACUCAAGUCCUUUACCAUUUCAAAAAAAAAAAAUGUAUACUCAAGUCAGAUAGUGCAGCAAUGAAGUAGCUCAUGUUUUAGUGUUAGAAGUGUGUUCGUAGAGGACUUUGUUUCCAUGACUUACGAUUCAUACUCUGGAAGAGAGGAAACUUUGUACUUAUCUCCUUGUUUGAUGUAUAGAUUGUUACUGGCAACUGGAUUCGCCAACAAAAGCAAAUGUUUUAUGGUUUCCUAGGUUUGACAACUUUUUAUUAUCA
Messenger RNA from Nicotiana attenuata, 1239 nucleotides. RefSeq lists its product as uncharacterized. Lineage: Eukaryota; Viridiplantae; Streptophyta; Magnoliopsida; Solanales; Solanaceae. The transcript is spliced from 6 exons. The record is from RefSeq and is a predicted model, not a curated record. The coding region runs from base 290 to 820 and encodes 176 amino acids.